AAUGAGCACAUUCUGCGCGCAUAGACGUCUUGGCAGAUAUAGGAUCGUUGCGGAUCGGAAAUGCACGCCAGCCACAAGAAGAAGACGCGAGCACGUAAUCGACCCAGAAACAAAUGCAAUCGCAGCGAUCAGACUAGCCCGAAGGAUGUACAGGAUAUGCCUGCAUCAGUUUGCGACACGGUUAAAAUUGAGCCCAGAACUGAGCCAAACAACAAUGCAAUCGCCAUCAUACAGAGCAUAAUUCGCAAGAAACUGUUGGCCAAAACAAAAAAUAAUAAUGCUAGCUGCGGUAGUUCAUCAGAAGUGCCGUCCAGGUCAACAAAUGUAGUGCCUCUACGGAAAGUAGCAACGCCACCGCCCAAAAUACCAAACGACGGCAAGAGUGAUGAAUUGAAUGCGUUCCUCAAAUCCAUUGGCAACAAACUGCAAAAAGGUUCAGGUGAGAUGCUGCCAACGGAUGCUCUAUUCAGUCAGCUGGGAAAAAUGUUGAGCAUGUCACCCUUAAUCGACUCGGAGUCAUCCGACGAGGAGGCCGAAUACGUUGAGUACAUAUAUAAGCCGCGACAUUAUUUCAUAACAUCGCUGUGCAAUCAUUGUAAAGUGGAUCUGUGCAACCGGCAGAUGCUUCAAUGCAAGCAUUGCGCCCUCGUCCACUAUUGCAGCGCAGUUCACAUGCGGGAGGAUCAGGAGCAUCGCCAGCUGUGCUACGGUCUGCGCCAGCUGGUCGAACGCAAUGGCCAUGACAUAUUCUACAAGUGCGGCGAUUUUAGUGGCGAACAGUUUCGCUCGUAUCGCAUUGUGAGCGUUCGCCAAGUGGAGCAGCUCAUAAAUCGAAAACUGACGGCCACGGAACAGGAGGUGUUGCUCUUUCCUUUCAUCUGUGGCGAGGCCAAGUGCCGGGAGCACAGAUGCAGGAAACUAGCAGCGUGUGUGCAUUGUGGUGAGGUUGCCUACUGCAAGGAUAAACCGAAUCAUUUGAGCGAUUCCCAUCGUGGAUGGUGUGGCGCAUAUCGACUCUUCAAAGCAUUUGUUGUGCUCCAGGCGAAAUUUGGACGCCUGGAGCCACCGUUACCCGAUAAGGUGUUGAGAGAUUUACCCAUUUCCUGCUCCAAUACCAGGCAAAUAUUUAACAAGUUGAAUUGUAGUGUGGCCGAUGAAUGCGAGUUUGCUGCACUUACUCAGAUAUCCACAGGACCCUUGACGGCGUUCUUUGCCUUAAAGCUUUGCGAGCGUUUGCGAUCCAAGGAGCUGACCAUUCAUUUGAUAGGUGCAGAAAUGGAAUUCGAAGUUGAUGUCUUUCAAAAAUGGGAAAUUUUCUUGCUGCACAUAUUGCCAGCGGUGAAAACGUUAAAUGUCGUCUUCAUUGGACCAGAACUGAACACCAACAACAUUUCCCUGGAUCAACUAUCGAAGAUAAGAUGUUGUCGUUUGUGCCGCAAAGCACAACGCACCGUGCAGUAUCAUUUUGAGAAUCGACUUUAUCAUAAUUAUUGCUCGGCACCCGGUUUUCAAAGUCCAGAUUUAGUUUGUUUCUUUAAUGCGGGACUUUAUCGUGCCACUGGCUAUGCAUUGGAAGACACUUGGCCAGAGACAAUGCAGGCAUCCUUGAAUCUUAAAUGCCCCAUUGUAGUUACAUCAUAUACCAAAUACGAAGCACCAUUGGAUUUAAGCCAUUUCCUUAAUCAGUCUAAUCGACAUUUAAAUGUCGUAUUGCCCCCCACCACAAACCCGUUUAGGUCGGAAAAGCCAGAACGCAAUUUUAUAUCAGACGAUGAUGCACCAUUCAUGUUCAAGAAUUUUCAAUGUUUCGUCGUUGAGUAAGUUUGAAUGUUUGAACUGAUGUAACGCCUGUGUUGAGUUUCUAAGCAAGUAAAUAUCCUUUAAUCGAUUAAUGAAAUUAAGUGCUGUAAGGGGUGGCAAAGGGAGACAAUAGUUAUCAUGGAUAUUUUGGAUGUUGUGUACUUAAAAAUAAUCAAAUUCGAAUUGGUUUAAGUUGUUUCAAACUUUAUUAUAAAGUUGUAUCAAUAUUUUAUGUGUAACGUAUUUUAUGUCAAUAAAUAACACCAAAACAGUUUUAUUUGAA
Drosophila grimshawi is the source of this 2083-nucleotide messenger RNA. RefSeq lists its product as uncharacterized. The record is from RefSeq and is a predicted model, not a curated record. NCBI's taxonomy places the organism in Eukaryota, Metazoa, Arthropoda, Insecta, Diptera, Drosophilidae. The transcript is spliced from 7 exons. Bases 61 to 1821 code for a protein of 586 amino acids. Gene Ontology annotation, cellular component: extrinsic component of mitochondrial inner membrane.